Messenger RNA from Dictyostelium purpureum, 3004 nucleotides. RefSeq lists its product as uncharacterized. Gene Ontology annotation, biological process: regulation of DNA-templated transcription. The annotation marks the transcript as partial. Gene Ontology annotation, molecular function: RNA polymerase II complex binding. The record is from RefSeq and is a predicted model, not a curated record. Lineage: Eukaryota; Evosea; Eumycetozoa; Dictyosteliales; Dictyosteliaceae. Gene Ontology annotation, cellular component: Cdc73/Paf1 complex. The transcript is spliced from 4 exons.
ACAGUGUAUCAUUUUUUUUUUUUUUAAAUAAUCAUAGUGUACAGAAAAAAAAAGAAAAGAAAUGGAUACACAAGCACAUUCUAUAUAUAUUCCAAUUAGAGGAGUUUCAGAUCAGGCAGUUAGAAUUGAUUGUAAUUCGCUUCCAAGCCCAUCAGAGUUAAUCGGUGUAUUAACUUCAGAAAUUGCUCCAUUGGAUAUCUGGUUAAAAUUAGCAACUGAAUAUUAUAAACAAGAUAGAAUCAAUGAAUUUAAAGAAAUUUUGUCGGUUGUUUUAACACCAGAAAUCGAAAGAUAUUAUUCAAAUGAUAAGUUUGAUAGAAUUGCAAUGCUUAAUGCAUUGGCAUCAUAUUAUACACAAAUGGGUUCACAGGAAAAAGAUAAAUCACAAAGAGAUGAAUAUUUCCAUCAAGCAACUUUUCAUUUUACAAAAGCAGAUAAAAUUGACCCACAUCAGCCACUUACUUGGAUUGGUAAAGCUGUACUUUUACUUUGUAAAGGUGAUGUAGAAAGAGCUGAUACUAAUUUUAAACAAGUAUUGGAUUUGGCAAAUAAAGAACCUGCAUUACCAGUUUUGCCAGCAUUAUUAGGUUCAGCAUGUAUUUUAUUCAAUAAAGGAAAUUAUAUUAAAGCAUUGGAUACUUAUCAAAAGGUUAUUCAACAAAAUUCAAAUUGUUUGCCAGCAGUUAGAUUGGGUUUAGGAUAUUGUUAUUUUAAAUUGGGUAGAAAUAAUAAAGCCAAAGAAGCAUUCAAGAGGGUUUUAGAGUUGGAUAGAGAUAACGUUGAAGCAAUGAUUGGUUUAUCACUUGUAUUAAUGAACGAUAACCAAAUCGACGAAGCAAUGAACUUAAUUUUAGAAGCAUAUCAAUUAGCACCAACCAAUCCAAUAGUAUUAAAUCAUUUAGCAAAUCAUUAUUUCUAUAGAGGAGAGUUCCAAAAGGUUCAUACACUAGGUAUUGCUGCAUUGAAUAAUACUGAUGUUUCUCAUAUCAAAGCAGAAAGUAGUUACUUAGUAGGAAAGGCUCUUCAUGCUACCCAACGUUGGAGUGAAGCUCUUCAAUUUUACCAUCAAGCUGUUUUAAAGAAUCCAGAUUUUUAUUUGGCUCAAUUUGGUUUAGGUCAAAUCUAUAUUCACAAUGAAGAUUUUGAUAAAGCAAUCUCUUGCUUUGAAAAUGUCUUGGCUAAACAACCAAACAAUUAUGAAACCCUUCAAAUUUUAGGUUCAUUGUAUAAACACGGUUCAUUAUAUAAAAAUUCAAUGAAUACAGCUACAGCAGCAAAUGUUUUAAAGAAGGCAAUUGAAAUUAAUCCAAAUGAUUAUAAUAAUUGGUUUGAGUUAGCUCAAAUUUUAGAGAUCUCAGAGGUUGGGGCUGCAUUAGAGGCUUAUGAAAAGGGUUUAGCUCUCUUAAAGAAUGAAAAUAUUACACCAAGUUUAGAAAUUUUAAAUAAUAUUGCAGUACUUAGACACCAAAAAGGUUUAAACAGCGAAGCCGAGCAAACCUAUUUAGAUACCAUCAAACAAUCUGGUUAUGAAUUGGAUCAAUUCAAAGCUGUCAAUGUUACCACCACUUAUAAUUUAGCUCGUCUUUACGAAUCCAUGGGUCAAAUGAAUAGAGCUGAAGAACUCUAUAGAGGUAUUAUUAAAGAGCAUCCAAAUUAUUAUGAUUGCUAUCUUCGUCUUAGCCAAAUAUUUAAAAAUCAAGGUGAUACCUUUGAGGCCAAUGAAUGGAUCAAAGAGGUUUUACAUAUCCAACCAAAUUCGCAAGAAGCUUGGGCUCUCUAUGGUAAUCUUCAUCUCUCAAAAGAAGAAUGGUACAAUGCUCAAAAGAAAUUUGAACAAAUUCUCGAAAACUCAGAAAACAAGAAUGAAACCUAUGCAACUUUAUCAUUAGGUAAUCUUUACUACAACGCUAAAUUUUCAAAUCCAGACAAAGUCGAAAAAUAUCUUGGUAAUGCCGAAUCAUUCUAUCAACGUGUUCUCGGUAAAAACCCAACCAAUAUAUACGCUGCAAAUGGUAUUGGUAUGAUCACUGCAGAAAAGGGUAAUUUAAAUCUUGCUAGCGAUAUCUUUUUACAAAUCCGUGAAGCUGCUAUCGAUUGUAUUCCAGUAUCAUUAAAUUUAGCACAUGUUUAUAUGGCCAGAGGUCUUAUUGAUAAUGCAAUUAAAUUGUACGAAGGUUGUUUAAAAAAAUCAAAUUCACCAAAAGAAAUCGAAACUACAAUGCAUUACCUUUCAAAAGCAUAUUUCGAAGCCAAUCGUUUCUAUGACUGCAAACAAACCCUCAAAAAGGCGAUUCACCUCUACCCAUACGAUCCAGUAAUUCAUUUCAAUUUAGCAAUUUGUAUUGAAAGUUUCACAAAUGUAUUUUUAGGUAAACAUCAAAAGAAUGCAGGUGAGACAUUGGUAGUAUUAAAAGAGUUGGAGUUUGCUCAAAAAUUAAUUUCAAAUUUAGCCACCGUUAAACCAAAUCCAAAAUUAAAAUUCAAUCUUAACAAAGCAAAAGUUCAUUUAGGUAGUAUCGAUAAAUUAUUAGCUAGAGUUGUUAUAGAGUAUGAAAGUUUAUUAAAAGCUGAGCAAGAGUUAUCAAAGAAGAGAGAAUUAGCAUUUGAAGAGGUAAAGAGACAAGAGGAGGAAAAGAGAAGAAAGGAAAUGGAAAUUCAAGCUGAACUCGAGGCAAGAGCAGAGUCUGAAAGAAAAUUAGCCGAAGAGUUAGCAGAACAAACAAGAGAGAUCGAAAAAACUUUAGCAGAAUCUGAAAGAAAGAGAAAGAGUCCAGAUGCUGACGAUCAGGUAAGCGAGGACGAGGGUGAAAAGGAAAAGAAAAAGAAAGAUAAAAAGAAAAAAGAAAAGAAAGAAAAGAAAGAAAAGAAAGAUAAAAAAGAGAAAGAUGGUGAGGGUGAAAAAGAAAAGAAAAAGAAAAAGAAAAAGGAAAAGAAGGAAAAGAAACACAAGAAAAAGAAAUCUAAAAAAUCUCAUGGUGAUGAUGAUGAAGAAAUGCAAGAGGGC